AUGAGUGCUGCCUUAACCUCAAAGAGCAGGUAUUACAGCCUGCUGCUGGACGGCAUGCCAGAUACCCAGAAAUACGCCGGCCUGGAUUGCGGCGUGGGGCGCUGCCGUGGCACUGCGCGUAAGAAGGAAAGGAGCUCCGGGUCGCGUGCACCCCGGUCCGUGGCCUGCGCAGCCACGCCAGCUGGGGGCAGGAAGCGCAUUCUGGUCAUGGGCGGCACGCGAUUUAUCGGAUGUUACCUUGUGGCGAAGCUGCGCGAAAUGGGACACAAAGAGCGCCUUCCUGGCGUCAGCGAUGCUGAGUACAAAAAGAUGUUGGAGGGCGUGACAGUUCUGCACGCCGAUCGCAAAAACCCGGACCAGUUGAAGGUGGCGGUAUCUUCAGCUGGCAAGUUCGAUGUGGUGUUUGACAACAAUGUGCGCAAGCUUGAAGACAUCCAGCCCUUAGUGAAGGGGCUCAAGGCAAGAGGCGGCUGCCAACAGUUCAUCAUGAUGUCCAGUGCGGGCGUCUACGGGCCGACCGAUGAUAAGCUUGCCUGCGAGAAGUACCUGGAUGAGAUGGGCAUGAACUGGACCUCCAUUCGGCCCGUCUACAUCUACGGCCCCCUGAACUACAAUCCUGUGGAGAGGUAUUUCUUUGAUCGCGUCACGCGAGGCAGGCCAGUCUGUGUCCCUUAUGGCGGAAAGUUCAUCACUCAGCUCGGUCACUGCGAAGACCUGGCCGACUUUAUGGCUAAGUGCGUCGGGAACGGCGCGGUGACACGUCAGGUGUACAAUGUUUCCAGCCAGGAGUACGUGACUUUCGAUGGUAUGGCCAAGCUCUGUUCGGAAGCAGCGGGCAUGGGUGAGCCAACGAUUGUUCACUACGACCCAAAGUCGAUCGAGGUGCCUGACGGCUUUCCGAAAGCCUUCCCUUUCCGCGGCAUGCAUUUCUUCGCGUCGAUCGAGAAGGCCAAGCGACAUAUGCCAUCCUGGAAGCCCAAGUAUAACAUGUUCGAAGGACUCAAGAGCUCUUACGAACAGGACUACCUGGCUCGCGGUUUCGACAAGAAAGAGCCUGAUUUCCGCACGGACGACCUGAUCUUGCAGAAGGUCGGAGCCCCUGCGCCUUCCGGCGGAGGCGGCUCCAUGAGCUCCUCCAGCGCCUCCGGCGCUUUGAAGCUUUCCUCAGGCUUCGAGUACGCGUACCAGCGCAACUCCUACGCAGACCUCGAAUAUGGCAACGAUAUAGGAUACCUGCCGGAUGGAACGGCGCUCAACACGGCAGGGAACUGCAUCAAUCAUCCCGAGACCAUCCAGCCGGAUCGUCACACCCCGGGCUCCCCGCUCCCCCGGGCAAACUUCACCAACGAUGUGGGCUACCUGCCGGACGGAACUCCUCUGAACAAAGCGGGCAACGCUAUCAACCAUCCG
This is a messenger RNA of Symbiodinium pilosum, 1410 nucleotides long. NCBI's taxonomy places the organism in Eukaryota, Dinophyceae, Suessiales, Symbiodiniaceae. The record is from the annotation of a GenBank genome assembly.